AUGGGAGUCACUUCCCUAUGGGAAAUUGUCGGUCCAGCCGCACGGCCAGUGAAACUAGAGGCACUCACAAGGAAAAAGUUAGCAGUAGAUGCUUCUAUUUGGAUCUAUCAGUUUCUUAAGGCUGUGAGGGAUAAGGAGGGCAACACACUACAUCAGUCACAUAUUGUUGGCUUCUUCAGAAGAAUAUGCAAGUUACUUUACUACGGUAUUUUGCCACUUUUCGUUUUUGAUGGUGGUGCACCAGCUUUAAAGCGAAAGGUUAUACAACAGAGAAAGGAUCGCAGACAGGAGAAUCAAGUAGAUGCUGCCUUAACUGCGCAAAAGCUUCUUGCUAUUCAACUCCAGAAAGGUAAAAGGGGCGAAAAAGCCUCUCAAACGCCCAAGCAGACGGCAUCUCGAGCUGUGGACAAGUCCGAGAACAUGAUUUAUCUUGAAGAUAUGCCAAUACUCCAUCCUGAACAUGGCGAGCCUCAUAAUAUUAGCCCACAAUUGGUAAAGUCUACCGAAAGCUCACCAAGAAAGUUUGUCAAGAAAGACGAGUAUCAUUUACCUGAUAUCCAUCAGUUCAAAAUUUCGAAGAACGAUAGCCGUAUCAUGCCAGCUACAGAAUUUCAAGAAUAUGCCGAUGAUGCUGAUUUUGACACCAUCGAUGGAAUAAACAUUGAUACGGUUGAUCCAUCCUCCAAAGAAUUUGGUGAUCUUCCGUUGGCAACGCAGUACAUGAUGUUGUCGCAUCUACGCCUACGGUCGAGAUUGAGGUUGGGAUACAGCAAAGAUCAAUUGGAAGGAUUAUUUCCCAAUAGUAAAGACUUCUCACGAUUUCAAAUAGAGCAAGUCAAGAAGCGAAACUACUACACUCAGAAACUCAUGACAGUAAGUGGAAUGUCCGAAGAUAGUGGCAAUAUUACGCGACGGAUAGCGGGUGAUCGAGAUAGACAUUACACGUUGAUGAAAAAUGACGAUGGGUGGACAUUAUCUCUAGAGGGCGGAGAAGGUGAUUUAGUGGAGCUCGAUGAAAAUGGAGACGUGGUCAGAUCCUUGAUGUCGUCGGGGAAACAUCACUCGGAGAAAACACGCGAAGGAAAGGAGGACGUCAUGCUAUCCAAUGCUAUAGAUGAUUCGAGCAACAGCGAUGACGAGUUGGAAGAUGUUGAGCCAAAGAAUGAUGAUAUGGAAGCAAAUAAGGCGAUGAUUGAGUCAAUUUAUGACAUGUAUCAGGAUGAUUACCGCGGAAACGUCGAUGGAGAUAAUCAUAAUGAGGCAAAACUCAAAAAAGCGGUGGAAGGUUCAAAGAAGCUCUAUUUUGAACUGCAAAAAGAAGAACAAGAAGCUUUAAAACUUCGAAAUAAUGCUGCUCCCCACGAAGUUGAAGAUGAUCAGUUCGAUUUCAAGCGCUCUCUUCUUUUUGACGAAACACAGCGAAGUGACGAAAAUGAUACCUCACAGUUUGAUGAUGGCGCACGAAAUGAUCCGAAGCAGCACGAUGAAGUCCCUGAGGCUUCUCAUCGACCUCAACGAUCUGUGCCAUCUUGGUUUGAUGAUAGCGUGUCUCAGAUCAACAAACCACACUCUGGUGAUACUUUUCUUAAGAGAACUGAUGAGACAACGCGGCUGCUUAAUGAUGAUGAAGAAGCUGGCUUAAUAUCAUGGUCUGAAGCAAAGGAGAUGAUCGAAGGUGGAGAUUUCAGAUCUGCAUCAAGCAACGCAGUAAACAUCAACGUCACUGACGGGCUGGAAUCUGGGAAAUCUGUUACUGUGGAUGAUCAUAAUGACGAUGUUGAGGAUGUCCCUGAUGAUCGCGAUAAAAGUGCUGAAGAUGAUAUCAUAGAAAUUGAAGAUACUGAACUCAAAUCAGGUUUCCUGUCCAAGUCUUACCACGAGAAUGCCGACGUCGACGCCAGUAGUUCUGCUCUUACGGAUGCAAGGAAUGAAAAGGCCGUUGAUAAUAUGGAGGAUGAUAAGAUAAUGGGGCUGGAUAGUGCAACAACUUCUGGAGUUGAUUCCUCGAGCCGCCAAAAGGUAGCCACAUUUGAUUACGAGAUAGAGGCAGACGAAGAAGAAGACUUGAUCAAGCAGCUCCGGGAGGAGAACCAUCAACACGAAGAGUUUGCAACAGAAAUGAAGAAGAAACAUGAGAUUCCAAUCUCGACAAGUUCACGGAUAUCAGACGAGCAGUUAUAUCAAGAACGUGUUCAGAAGGCCAAGCGUGAUUCAGACGAGGUAUCCCAAACAAUGAUUCAGGAUGUACAAGAGCUUUUGAAAAGGUUCGGCAUUCCGUUUAUAACUGCUCCAAUGGAAGCGGAGGCACAGUGCGCUGAACUCUUCCGGCUUGGCAUGGUAGAUGGUAUCAUAACGGAUGACAGUGAUUGCUUUCUAUUCGGAGGAAGCCGUAUCUAUAAGAACAUGUUUAACCAAAAACAAUACGUGGAAUGCUACUUUAGUGAAGAUGUUGACCACAAGAUUGGCUUGAACAGAGAAAGGCUCAUAGAAUUGGCCCUACUAUUGGGGAGUGACUACACAGAGGGGAUAAAAGGAAUAGGGCCGGUGCUAGCUAUGGAGAUCUUGGCGGAAUUUGGGAACUUGAAAAACUUCAAGCAUUGGUUUGACAAACACGCAAGGGACCUAUCAACAAAGGACUCCCUGCCUUCCAAGUUAGAGAAGAAUCUCUUGACAAGAAUAAAAAAUGGUAAGCUUUUUUUACCAGAAAGCUUCCCUGAUCAUGUCGUGUUCCAGGCUUAUACUCACCCAGAAGUAGAUAAGGAUGAGAGUGAGUUUAAAUGGGGCGUACCUAACUUAGACCAAAUAAGGUCAUUCCUUAUGUUUAAUGUCGGAUGGACUCAGUCCAGGGUCGACGAGGUAAUGCUUCCUCUCAUCAGGGACAUGAACAGAAAGCGUGCUGAGGGGUCACAAUCAACGGUGGGAGAAUUCUUCCCCCAAGAGUACAUAUCUUACAAAAAGGAGGUAUCCUUAGGGAAGCGGAUGAAGGUGGCUGCGAAUCGUCUUCAUAAAAAUAGACAAUGA
Candidozyma haemuli is the source of this 3021-nucleotide messenger RNA. It is a transcript of the gene RAD2, whose product is annotated as ssDNA endodeoxyribonuclease. The record is from RefSeq and is a predicted model, not a curated record. NCBI's taxonomy places the organism in Eukaryota, Fungi, Ascomycota, Pichiomycetes, Serinales, Metschnikowiaceae. Gene Ontology annotation, molecular function: single-stranded DNA binding; DNA endonuclease activity. The transcript has a single exon. Gene Ontology annotation, cellular component: nucleus. Gene Ontology annotation, biological process: nucleotide-excision repair. The coding region runs from base 1 to 3021 and encodes 1006 amino acids.